ACGUCUCAGUGUUGGCACAAAAAAUGUUUUACAAAAAUCAAAUUAGAAUUGCAAAUAUGAACUUUUAUUCGUCAUCACUCUUGGAGAUACCGUUUUCGUAUCAUAAAAUCGGUUUGAUUUUAAAUACGUCGUGCGACAACUGGGAUUCUAUAUUCGAUAAUAUGGAUGAGAGUGUGAUGCUCAAGAAUUCUUUCAAGUGGUUUAUUAUCACAGAGAACUUGUUGGAAACCCGAAACGUAUUGAGUCAGUAUCCUAUAGAAAUCGAUUCUGACGUAAUAAUUAUUUAUAGAGAAGAGGAAAAGUUCUACCGAUUCUAUGAAGCUUAUACCACUGGGUUUUAUACCCAUGGGUCGUUCUAUGUCAAGCGAAUAGGGUACUGGAAUUCGUCGUUACAUUUGGAAGACAAGAGAAGGACGAAUUUAAGCGGCGUGUUGCUGAAAGCAAUGGUGGUAGUGACACAAAAGGUGGUCAACGAAACUUUCGAAGAUUAUGUGGAGAGGUCUAAACUGUCCAAAUCUGAUACGCUGCAUAAGUUGAAAUACGUCACUCUCCUCAAAUACCUACGACAUAUGUAUAAUUUCAGCUACGAAUUGAGCCGCACGAAUUCAUGGGGCUACCUCCACAACGGGAGUUUCGACGGGAUGAUUGGAACCUUGCAACGGAAUGAGACAGACAUCGGAGGGUCGCCGAUCUUCUUCCGUCUGGAGAGGGCCAGGGUAGUGGACGCGACCAUUGAAGUAUGGCAAUCCAGGCCAGUAUUCAUCCUGCGUCACCCGAAGCACCCUGGUGGAUACUUCAUGAUAUUUAUACGGCCCCUGACCAAUCGAGUGUGGAGCUGCAUCGUAAUGGUGCUGGCGGCAUCAUCUGCGAUCCUCUGCAUCAUGCUGAAGCUGAAGCCUUUGCGGGUCGAAGGAGACCACGGAGACUCUUCGAUUAGUCUUGCCGUUUUGGUUAUUUGGAGUGCCAUUUGUCAACAAGGCAGCGACAUUUCUAGAAGCUCAACAUCGAUCAAGCUCGUGAUGUUCGUCACAUUCGUCUUUGCGCUGACCAUCUAUCAGUAUUACAAUGCAACGGUCGUGUCUGGGUUGCUACGUGAUCCGCCAAAGACCAUCCGAACGCCCAAAGAUCUCUUGCGCAGUCAUCUAAAAGCUGGAAUACAUGAUGUACUGUACAACAGAGAUUUCUUUAAGCAUACAACAGACCCUGUAGCCUUAGAGAUGUAUGAGAAGAAGAUCGUAUCUGCGUCGGGAAAUAAUUUCUUUUCUUUAGAACACGGUAUGAUGUUAGUGAAGCAAGGCGGGUUUGCUUUCCUAGUCGACAAUUCUAUAGCGUACGGUAUAAUGCGUAACACUUUCAACGAGGCGGAACUGUGCGAGGCGCAUGAGGUGGCGCUCUACCCGCCACAGAACAUGGCAGCUGUGGUCAAGAAGAAAUCGCCGUACAAGGAACACUUCGCUUACGGGCUUCGCAAGAUGUUCGAGAGUGGUCUGAUGCGGCGUAUCAAGUCCGUGUGGGAUGAACCGAAGCCCGCGUGUGUGCACACUCCGGACACCAGCCUGAUAUCAGUAUCUGUGCGCGAGUUCGCCACGCCGCUCGUCGCGCUGCUCGCCGGAUGUCUCCUCGCCACACUCAUAAUGGCGUUAGAGAUAUUACUCCAUAAAUUCUACAAAAUACGUUUUAGUUUUAACUGAACAUUUAAUUAAAAUUUCUGCCUAAAAUCAACGUGUUACAUUUUUUUUUGGGUGGCUCGCCUAUUAAACGUGUGCAACAUUUUA
Molecule: messenger RNA, 1775 nt
Organism: Pectinophora gossypiella (pink bollworm)
Lineage: Eukaryota; Metazoa; Arthropoda; Insecta; Lepidoptera; Gelechiidae
Product: glutamate receptor-like
Exons: 7
Coding region: 24-1691 (555 amino acids)
Cellular component (GO): membrane
Molecular function (GO): glutamate-gated receptor activity
Source: RefSeq, a predicted model, not a curated record